GAUACAAAAACAAUUUUGACCCAAUCUGAAGCCCAUGAAGGGAAAACUAAACAAGCUUAUAUACCCCUUCUCUCCUCUUAGUUCUCCCAUUGUGAGCUUUUGCGUUUGCCCUAAUUAAACCUAGAAAAGAUCUCAUUGAAUCUGGUACAAUGAGGAGGAGAAGUUACAGCCCAUCACCACCAAGAGGUUAUGGCAGGAGAGUGAGGAGCCCGAGCCCCAGGGGUCGAUAUGGUGGUCGAAGUAGCAGAGAUGCUCCAACUAGUCUUUUAGUUCGAAACCUUCGUCACGAUUGUCGGUCAGAGGACCUCAGAAGGCCGUUUGGGCAAUUUGGGCCAGUCAAGGAUAUUUACUUGCCGAGGGACUACUACACUGGAGAACCACGUGGCUUUGGAUUUGUCCAGUUUGUGGACCCUGCUGAUGCUGCUGAAGCUAAAUAUCAGAUGGAUGGACAGGGUUUUCAAGGUCGACAACUGACCGUGGUUUUUGCUGAGGAAAACAGGAAAAAGCCAAAUGAAAUGAGAUCUAGGGAACGCAGUGGAAGGAGUACCCGCAGCUAUGAUCGGAGACGGACUCCCCCUCAAUAUUCUCGAUCUCCACCUUCACGCUUUGCACGAUCAAGAUCAAGAUCACACAGCCGAGACUACUAUCCCCCCAAGAGAAGGCAUUACUCGAGGUCUAUUUCACCUGAGAAAAGAUACAGCCGUGAGAGAUCAUACUCUCCCCGAACUGGCCGGGAGAGAUCAUAUUCACAAUCUCCUGCACGUGACCAUUCUCCUCCACCAUAUAAUGGGUCAAGGAGUCAAUCUCCAGUCAGAGAGCGAUCACCAUAUAAUGACAGUCCAAGGAGCCGUAGCAUUAGUCCAGAUGGAGAUCGUUCUCCAAUUAAGGGUCACAGCAGGAGCCCUAGUAGGAGCCGCAGCAGAAGCCCUGUGUGAUCCAAAACGUGAAGUGUCUCCAUGAUGCCAAGCUGUGUCUUUAGUAGAUGAAUGCUGUAAUCUGGAUUGCCUUCUAGUUGUAUGACUCAUUCGGUGUUGUUUCUAAACUUUGGUAGAGUUUAGUUGGUAUCGACAACUGAAUUUAGACAUGGGCAUUAGACAACAUCAGUUCUGGUCGAAUGUUGUGCCAGUGGAUGAAUAUUUUAUCUGAUAUAAUGUUGAGUGUGAUUAUUACUGUCUA
This is a messenger RNA of Capsicum annuum, 1176 nucleotides long. RefSeq names its product serine/arginine-rich SC35-like splicing factor SCL30A. The coding region runs from base 150 to 935 and encodes 261 amino acids. Gene Ontology annotation, molecular function: RNA binding. NCBI's taxonomy places the organism in Eukaryota, Viridiplantae, Streptophyta, Magnoliopsida, Solanales, Solanaceae. The record is from RefSeq and is a predicted model, not a curated record. The transcript has 6 exons. Gene Ontology annotation, cellular component: cytoplasm; nuclear speck. Gene Ontology annotation, biological process: mRNA splicing, via spliceosome.